UUCUCUCGUAACAAGCUCCGCCAUUUGCCUCGCCUAGGAGUAACCAAAGCUCAGCUAAGCUCAGGCGAUACAUCACGGUCACACGCCGACCACAUCGCAAGAACCGUCUACCGGCACCCCCGAUGACGCGCGCCGGCACCCGCAGCCCCUUGCCUCCCCGCCGCACGCUCCCGGCCACCGUCGUCGACGACACCGUGGCCGCCGCCGCCGUCCUGCUCGACAAGUGGCACCCGGAGGAAUCCUCCUCCGGCCGCUCCCUCUUCCUCGACUCCACCAUCCCGGACGAGGCCGACGCCUUCCUGCGCGCCGCCAAGGACCUGCACCGCGCCAUGCUCUUCUACGCCUCCGGCCUCACCUCCAAGGACCUCCACGGCGGGGGCCACGGCCUCAUCCACGCCCAGGAGCUCCUCGACACCGCCAUGCGCAGGCUCGAGCUCGAGCUCCAGAUCCUCCUCUCCUGCCUCCCGGACGUCAUCCAGUUCAACCAAUACGACGACAACGACGAGGAUGUUGAAUUUGACCAGAGCCUGCUGACAGAGACGUGCGGCCACCUCCGCGCCGUCGCCGAGGCCAUGCUGGCCGCUGGGUACGGCAAGGAGUGCGUCGCCGUCUUCAAGGAGCACCGCCGCGCGUCCGUGGCCGCCGCGCUGCAGCGCCUGCACGGCUUCUCGCCCUCCCAGCAGCUGCCCAUCAUCAACAAGCUUGGCUGGGAACAGAUCGACGCCAGGAUACAGUCCUGGCUCACCGGCGCGCGCGCCGCGUUCGCGUCCGUGUUCGCCGGGGAGAGGGACCUCUGCGACCGCGUCUUCGCCGGGGAAAACGCGUCCGUCGGCGACGCCGUGUUCUCGGCCGUCGUCGAGGAUCAGGCCAUGAGUAUCCUGGCGUUCGCCGAGGCCGCCGUGGCCAAGGCGAAGCGCGCCCCGGAGCGGCUGUUCCGCAUGCUCGACGUCCACGACGCGCUCACCGAGACCAUCAUACCGGCCAUCGUCGCCACGUUCGGGGACAAGUCGGAGGUCAUGUUCCGAGCCGCCGAGCUCGCGGUGGCCAAGGUCGGCGACACGGUGCGGGGCAUGGUGGCCGGCUUCGAGGCGGCCAUCGAGAAGGAGCCGACCAAGGCCACGGCGCCGGGCGGAGCGGUGCACCCGCUCACCCGAUACGUCAUGAACUACCUCGUCGUCCUCGCCGACUACGAGAACGCGCUGGCUAACAUAUACUCGGCAGAGCAGUACACGGACACGACGGACAUCGGCUUCGGAAGCGGCACGGCCGGCUCGUCGUCGUCGGACCUCUCAAUGGCGUCGACUUCGUCGUUCUCGUCGUCGUCGACGCAGAGGACGUUGAGCCUGUGGUCGAACCCGAUCGGGUGGCUCGUGUCCGUGCUGAUGCGGAAGCUGGACGCCAAGGCCGGGAACUACCGGGAGGCGGCGCUGAGCUACCUGUUCCUGGCGAACAACACGCACUACGUGGCCAAGAAGGUGGGCGGCGGCACGAAGCUGGAGGCGGUCCUCGGCGAGGAUUGGGCCAAGGCGCAGAGGGCCAAGGCGCGCGGCUACGUGGACGUGUACGUGCGCUCGGCCUGGGGGAGCAAGGUGCUCCGCGGCGGAGCGGUGGACAAGGCAGUGAUAGAGGCGGUGGCAAUGCAGGAGACGUGGGUGGCGGCGGACGAGGAGAUGGGAGAGGUGCUCAGGGCGGUAGCGAGGGCGGCCGUCGUACCCACGUACAGGAUGUUCUACCGGCGGCAGGGCGCCGCGGCGAGGCUGACGCCGGGGGACGUGAUCGGCAUGAUAGACAGGCUGUUCGGCGGCCAGACGUCACGCUCACACAGCAAUAGCUUAAGUAGCACCUACUAGGCAACGGAACUAAUUGAGCUAGGUUAGCCAAGUACUAGAUGGCUUCAAGAUAUGAAAUAUUACGAUACAUAUCUCUGAACCACGAGAGCAGUGCGUCCUGUAAAAAAGAUUGAAUGUAUAUAAGUGCAAAAGGAAAAAAAAACAAGAUCGACUGCAUAUUGUACAGGGUAUUGCUACAUAGUUUGCUAUAUUUGA
Lolium rigidum is the source of this 2045-nucleotide messenger RNA. RefSeq names its product exocyst complex component EXO70H1-like. Gene Ontology annotation, biological process: exocytosis. Bases 123 to 1850 code for a protein of 575 amino acids. The transcript is spliced from 2 exons. Gene Ontology annotation, molecular function: phosphatidylinositol-4,5-bisphosphate binding. Gene Ontology annotation, cellular component: exocyst. Lineage: Eukaryota; Viridiplantae; Streptophyta; Magnoliopsida; Poales; Poaceae. The record is from RefSeq and is a predicted model, not a curated record.